Molecule: messenger RNA, 3518 nt
Organism: Corythoichthys intestinalis (scribbled pipefish)
Lineage: Eukaryota; Metazoa; Chordata; Actinopteri; Syngnathiformes; Syngnathidae
Product: gastrula zinc finger protein XlCGF26.1-like
Exons: 3
Coding region: 513-1877 (454 amino acids)
Biological process (GO): regulation of transcription by RNA polymerase II
Cellular component (GO): nucleus
Molecular function (GO): DNA-binding transcription factor activity, RNA polymerase II-specific; RNA polymerase II cis-regulatory region sequence-specific DNA binding
Source: RefSeq, a predicted model, not a curated record
ACUGCAAUAAAGAUAAUAUGACCCAACUCAAAAAUGGGUCCCUAUGGGAGUUGUCUGUCACUACCCGAUCAUGACGGCCUACCGGAUCGCGACGGACUGCUACUGCGCUUGCGCAAACCGACGCCAUUUUCUCCUGGGGGAUGAUGGGAUACAUUGAUAUGAACGUGUUGAUUUAAAAAAAGGAAAAAAUAAAAAACAUCCAAUGAUGAUGCCACAGAUAGGAUAGAAGUCGUGAUGGCAACUUGAAAUUGAAACUUCAAAACGUGCCCCGAACCGAUUACGUAUAUUUUCAGUGAACCACUGCUCCGGAAGCGAUCUCUCUGGACCUAUCCGGGACUUGACGGUCUUUUGUGUUCCCUUCUCCCAACCACACGAGCUCCUUCAAAGUAUUCUCAUCGGAUGCGACAAAAUAAUCCUGACCUAAGGCGAACGCAUCAAAAACAUCAAGCUAGGAGAGACGUGGAAGAUGAGGUGAGGAAAUCCAGGCCACGAAGAGCAACUGUAAAAAGAAAAUGAGGUAUCCCGCAGACGUCACUAUUAAGGAGCUUCACCCUCAGAAACACGAUCCGCUCCACGGUAAACAAGAGGAGUCGGAGAUGCCGUACAUUAAACAGGAGGAGAACCCAGAGACCCCCAGCAUUAAAGAAGAAGAACAUGAAGAUGAAAUCACUAAGUGUCCAAUGACCGUCAGUGUGAAAAGUGAAGAAGAUGAAGGUCCAAGCGAAAAGAGCGGAGCAGCGAAACCUUUGAGCGACAGCUCAUUUCAACACCCGUCGACAAAAGGAGAGGGACGAUUGCAACCUGACGGUCUGUUAGCGCCGCUCUCAGACAGUGACGGCGUAACUUCACACUCUUCUGAUUUCAACAGUGAUGAGGAGGAUAAAGACUUUGACCAAAAUGCUCUAAAAUCCCUAAACAAUUCCUCAUUGAAAAGAGGCACAAAAGCGUUUGGGAGACCUUUUACCUGCUCACUUUGUGAUAAAACAUUUUCUCAGAAAGCUCACUUACAACGACACAUGUAUACACACACCGGGGAGAAGCCUUUCGCCUGCUCAUUUUGCGAUAAAAGAUUCGCUGAGAAGUCACAUUUAAACAGACACACGCUGGCACACACUGGAGAGAAGCCUUUUCCCUGCUCAGUUUGUGAUAAAUCAUAUUCUGAGAAAAAUCAACUACAAAGACACAUGUAUUCACACACUGGGGAGAAGCCUUUUCUCUGCGCAAGUUGUGGUAAAGGAUUCAUUGACAAAAGAGAUUUAAACAAUCACACACUCACACACACUGGAGAGAAGCCUUUUCCCUGCUCAGUUUGCAGUAAAAGAUUCUCUCAGAAAGUACUACUAAACUUUCACUUUAAAAUACACACUGGAGAGAGGCAUUUUGCAUGCUCAGUUUGUGAUAAAAGAUACUUCAGAAAGUCACAUCUAAUCAGUCACACAAAAACACACACUGGAGAGAAGCCUUUCGUCUGCACAUCUUGUGGUAAACAAUUUACUCAUAAGGGACAUUUAACCCAACACGCCAAGAAACACACUGGAGCGAAGCCUUUUGUCUGCACAUCUUGUGGUAAAGGAUUCACCGAGAAGGGACAUUUAAACAAACACACACUCAUACACACUGGAGAAAAGCCUUUUGUCUGCACAAGUUGUGGUAAAAGAUAUCUUGAUAAAAGAGAUUUAAGCAAUCACAUGCGUACACACACUGGAGAGGAGCCUUUUGCCUGCUCUAGUUGCUAUAAAAGAUUUAGUACGAAGGUAAAGUUAACAAGACACACGCGUACACACACUGGAGAGAAGCCUUUUUCCUGCUCUCGUUGCUAUAAAAGAUUUUGUACGAAGCGAACGUUAACAAAACACAUACGUACACACACCGUGUGAAAUGGCUUUUCUCUGCACACUUUGUGGUAAAAGAUUUACCUGGAAGGAAGGUUAAACAAUCACUCAAAAACACUCACAGCUUACUGCUUUUACAAUUUGACUUCUGAUUGUCAACAAAACUUGGAUUCUUCCCUUCUUUUUUUGUUGUUGUUGUUUGUCCAAUUUCCAACCUUUUAUCUGAAUAGUUUCAGGGUAGAUUUUUUUUAAUUUGUUUUGUGCAUUGUAAUCAUUUGAAAUCUGCUUCUUUGUAGAAGGACUGGACCUUUUUAAUUUUACUAUCAAAUAUUUUUCCUUAUAUCUGAAGGCCCAAGUACACCGCCUGCUUGAUCGUUGCGGUUCCGGUCUGGUUCAGUGUUGCCUGCGUGCCACGCAGUCCGUCAAAAACAGGCAAAUCAUACCGGCUGCUGCACGGCUACGGUCCGCCAACCUCGUCCCCCCUGUGAGCUCUCGCGUGAUCGCGCGCGAUAAUGUGCCAUUUAAAACAAUGAAAAACACACGGAGUCUAUACUCAUCAGAGAAGCAGAGAGAGAGCACAUAUUUUCUUUGCAUAUUGAUAUUUUAGUUAAUCUGGAAUUAAGAGACAGACAUGACUGCAUCAUGAUGAGAUCAGGACGGAGAAACACACAUAAUAGGACACCUUGCAGCUUCCUGUUUUAUAUUGUCCUUAUAGAAAGGAUCUGCUGCAUCAUAAAUGAUUUUGUGGGUUUCCACCUCCAUGAUGAAGCGCUCAUCAUCCAUCUUCGCUCGUGUUUAAACCGUGAUUAGGCACCUGGGCUGUUACGUCCAGGCCCAGCUCCGCCCAUUUUGUCGGAUGCGUGUCCGGCAAAAAUAGAAAAUAGCCUAUACCAUCCGGCGGGCAUGCGGCACGCCGGAGGUGGUUCGCAGUCAAUCCGGAGCACUGACGCGGCCGGUAUACGUUGAACAAUAGGAUAUAAUGGGAACGGAUUGGCUCCGGCGCUGUUUUUUACCAGAGUCGGACCGGAAACGCAACGAUCACGCAUGCGGUGUACUUGGGCCCUUACUGACUUGCUUUUUUGUAAACUGUUUUUAGCGCUCUGAUCUGUAAAUAUGGGUUGUAUAUACUUGGCAUUUGCCGAUUACCUGUUUGAAAGUAUACCGUGGUAUGAAAAUGUCAAGGUUUCAAAACUACAAAAAUUUUCCAUCAUACAUUCCUCGAAGGUAUUAGCUAUUUUUCAUGUCCCAAAAAUGCAUUGACACAUAAGACACGAGAAAGAAAGUAUUUUUCCCCCAAUUGCUAAAUAAAUGGCAUGGUCAUGACAAAUAAGUCUUGUGCUAAAGGGAGUAUGAAAUAAUAAAAAUGCAUUUAUUCAAGAUGACAUGGCAAAAUUACUCCAUAAUCAGGGGUGCACAUAAGUGGUCCGCAUGCGCGCAUGCAUACUGGACGUAGACAAACGCGCUGACCCUCAACGGUUUCCAUACGCUUUUGCGUACCGAUGGCUGACCACUGUAUUUGCAGCGGACACGAGAAAAUAACUUCUCAAAAAGUCGAAGAGGCAGGCCACACUGAGUAAUUACGUCGGUGUUCCCCCACCCCCGUCAAAAGACAGACGACAGAGACGUCACCGGAGCUACCGAAAAAAAGGACUUUUGCUGAAAAGUGGCUACAGGAGGUACCAUGGC